GAGAGGACGUGGGUGUUUCUGAGAGUGCGCAGUAGGGUCGGUCGGCCGCGAGCAGGCAGCCUAGGCCGGAGACUGGAAGGGCGUGGAGAUGGGGGCGGCGGCCGCAGAGGCCGACCGCACUCUGUUCGUGGGUAACCUGGAGACGAAGGUGACGGAGGAGCUCCUUUUCGAGCUAUUUCACCAGGCUGGGCCAGUAAUAAAGGUGAAAAUCCCAAAAGAUAAAGAUGGCAAACUGAAGCAGUUUGCAUUUGUGAAUUUCAAGCACGAAGUGUCUGUUCCCUACGCCAUGAAUCUUCUCAAUGGAAUCAAGCUUUUCGGGAGGCCUAUCAAAAUUCAGUUUAGAUCAGGAAGUAGUCACGCCUCUCAGGAUGCCAGUAUGUCAUAUCCCCAGCAUCAUGUUGGAAAUUUAAGCCCUACCUCCACAUCUCCUAACAGCUAUGAAAGGACAGUGGGUAACGUGACUCCACCAGCACAGAUGGUCCAGAGGUCCUUUUCUUCUCCAGAAGAUUAUCAGCGUCAAGCAGUGAUGAACAAUGUUUUCAGACAGAUGUCAUAUGUUGGGAAAUUUGGUUCUCCACAUGCAGAUCAGUUGGGAUUUUCACCAUCAGGUCAACCACAUGGUCAUACCUUUAACCAGUCUUCCAGCUCCCAGUGGCGCCAAGAUGCACUGUCAUCACAGCGUAAAAGACAGAAUUCUCACCCCUACCUAGCAGAUAGACACUAUAGCCGUGAGCAGCGCUAUUCUGAUCAUGGAUCUGAUUAUCAUUACAGAGGAGGCCGAGAGGAUUUCUACUAUGACGACAGGAAUCAUGAUGGUUGGAGCCAUGACUAUGAUAACAGAAGGGACAGUAGUAGAGGUGGGAAGUGGCCCUCAUCCCGACACUAACAGGCAUUCCAAGGACACUGUUUACCGGGCCAUUUUAGGUCCUUUUAAUUAAGUUGUUGCAGAACUAUUUCUAAAAACUGUACAGAGUAAUCCCACAAUUUUCCACCUGUCUUUGAAAAAAAAUUUUUUUAAACCUAGUAACAGUUUGAUAGAGAACUGAGAACUGCGGCUCCUCGUGUGCUACUUUAAUUACCUAACCUCAGGGGUUCUGAAGAGGAAGGUUCAUGCAAAAGAAUGUCACCAUUCUGGUCAUUUCAGACAGUCUCAGAAAGAUGAACUGUAUAGAUUGAUUGUAUUAUAAAGCAAAUAUUUUAAUUAUCUCACCUUUUGUGUUGCAGGAAAUUUCUUGGUAAUGAAUCAAUUUGGUGUAUAUAAUAGGAAACAUCUAAGUUAGUAGUCUGAAAUGGCUGUCGGCAUUUUGUUAAUAAAUGAGAAAAUAGAACUUCUCAGUCAUCUGUUUAUUAAUAGUUUACUUAAAACAGUUUAUUGGCUUUGUUUGGAGAUAAAUCAUAUUUCCUAACUCAGAAUUUAAGUACAAAUUCUGUGGUAUGCUCUUGAAUUUUAUCACAAUUGAAUAUACAUUAUAAAUCUUUACUAGUUCAUUCUAAGAACUUUAAAAUUCUUUCAUUAUAUUUGAUGUAUGACUAGUCACUCAGGAAGUUAAAUAUCUACAAUGUAUAUUUUUACAUAAAAUGACAGUAUUGAUGAAAAUUCUUUUUAGAAUGAUGUUAAUACAUAGAGAAAAUGGCAAAGGGUUUCACUGCAAGGAUUGUAAUUUUGAAAUUUUGUUUAACAAAGCUUCCAUGUUUCAAGCUCCUGUUGCUCUUUCACUGCAGAACCGUUUUUAAGAAUUCAUUCCAUGAAAAAUGUGUAUCCCUUUAUACCACAGCAUUUAUACCAUGCUCCUUUUAAUAUAUUAAAUACACAAAACGAGAA
Molecule: messenger RNA, 1822 nt
Organism: Apodemus sylvaticus (European woodmouse)
Lineage: Eukaryota; Metazoa; Chordata; Mammalia; Rodentia; Muridae
Gene: Rbm7
Product: RNA binding motif protein 7
Exons: 5
Coding region: 89-886 (265 amino acids)
Biological process (GO): regulation of alternative mRNA splicing, via spliceosome
Cellular component (GO): nucleus
Molecular function (GO): single-stranded RNA binding
Source: RefSeq, a predicted model, not a curated record